Messenger RNA from Talaromyces stipitatus ATCC 10500, 519 nucleotides. RefSeq lists its product as uncharacterized. The transcript is spliced from 3 exons. The record is from RefSeq and is a predicted model, not a curated record. The coding region runs from base 1 to 519 and encodes 172 amino acids. NCBI's taxonomy places the organism in Eukaryota, Fungi, Ascomycota, Eurotiomycetes, Eurotiales, Trichocomaceae.
AUGUUGGGCUCAAAUCUCGUCCCGAUUAUUAUGAAAUACUUAAAAUCCCGCAAUCGGCAGAUCUCAACACAGCCAAGGCGAGUUAUAGACCACAUUUACUACCUUCAAGAAGCAUACUCAACCCUCAUCGAUUCCAUCAAGCGUAGGAAUUAUGACGCAUAUUAUGCUCCUACGACCUCGUCACGAACGGCGAAUGCAUCUAAAAUGGACCAGGCCGAAAUUAGACAAUGGCACAUCCAACUACAAAAUCUCAAGAAGGCUAAUAUUGCAAGGGAGAAGGCAAGAGAAGAACAGGAGAGAAGAAGAAAGGAGUCAGAUGAAAUCCUGCGCGAAACUAUAAACAGAGUGAGAAAGGAGAAGGACGAAUUUGGCGAAUACAUGCACCAAGUUUUCGAAGAAAUGAGAGAGGCACAAGCCCAAAAACCAUCUCAGCAAGCCGAGAAAGAAAGGACCAAAAAGGACUCACACGCAAAGAUUCGGGCUGAGAACAAACAGAAAUUUCGUACUACUCACUGGUAG